AUGGCCAACGAAAACGCAGCUUUUGAGCAGCUCAUUGGAGGAUACCGAAAGAAUCGCCGGCUCCUCACGAUCAACAACAUCUCGUUCAAAGCUACCCGCUCUGAAUUCCAAACCGCUGCUCGUGCCAAGUACCACAACUCCGACAAACUGACCUUCUUUUGGCCACCGGCUGGGGGCAAAUAUCGCAACCCGAGACAUACGGGAUGCGUGCAUGUGGCGGUUGCCACUCGCGAGGAUGCCACCAGAGUUCUUUCUGAAUUCCAGGACUAG
Clonostachys byssicola is the source of this 270-nucleotide messenger RNA. NCBI's taxonomy places the organism in Eukaryota, Fungi, Ascomycota, Sordariomycetes, Hypocreales, Bionectriaceae. The record is from the annotation of a GenBank genome assembly.